Ictalurus furcatus (blue catfish) is the source of this 533-nucleotide messenger RNA. It is a transcript of the gene tafa5b, whose product is annotated as TAFA chemokine like family member 5b. Bases 26 to 424 code for a protein of 132 amino acids. The transcript has 3 exons. Gene Ontology annotation, biological process: G protein-coupled receptor signaling pathway. NCBI's taxonomy places the organism in Eukaryota, Metazoa, Chordata, Actinopteri, Siluriformes, Ictaluridae. The record is from RefSeq and is a predicted model, not a curated record. Gene Ontology annotation, molecular function: receptor ligand activity; G protein-coupled receptor binding.
UCCAGUGGCCAGAUAGAGCACGGACAUGCAGCUCGUGCGGGCGGCUUGCGCGCUCGCGGCCGCGGCUUCGGCCCUUCUCCUUAUUCUCGUCUUUCACGCGCGCUCUCUGCGAGAAGGUCAGCUGGCAGCAGGCACAUGUGAAAUAGUCACACUAGACCGAGACAGCAGUCAGCCAAGGAGGACCAUCGCACGGCAGACAGCCAGGUGUGCCUGCAGGAAAGGCCAGAUUGCCGGCACAACCAGAGCCAGCCCGGCGUGUGUAGACGCUCAUAUUGUCAGGAGCAGACAGUGGUGUGAGAUGAUGCCUUGCUUGGAUGAUGAAGGCUGUGACUUGUUAGUAAACAGAUCAGGUUGGAGAUGUGCACAGCCUGGAGGCAAAGUGAAAACUACCACAGUAAGCUACUGGCCUUUUUUUUACUGCUAAUAUCUCUCUUAUUAUUAAAAAUGAUACAUUGAUCACAAAAUUUUGGUCAUUUCCUAGGUAUCCUGACAUGGAGUUGAGGCUUCUGAGAGAAGGAGCUGGAUGCAGAUGC